UGUGAUUGUAAUUUUGACAUUUCACACUUAAUUCUUAUACACGCGACCGUAGAACGGAAAGUAAAACGUCGAACGUGUUAGACAACUACGUUUACGGUCUUUCUUCUCUCAAAUGCAUGCAUUUCUGGCAGGCGUUUGACCAUACGAAUUUUGCAACCGUAAGAAAUUAAGGGAAAGUGUGACAUAUUUUUUCUUGAUUGUGUUGUGAAUAGUCUCAUUCGUUCGUUCGAAAUUCCAUUGUCAUCAUUUUUUUUGUUCAAUAUAUCGCGUCGUUUGUAAGUAAUCGAGUGAAAAUGUCGAAAAAACGCGGAAAUAAGAAGAAAGAUCUUGAUGACGAUUUCGAUGAUACGGCCAGCAAAGUGUCGUCGCUGGCCGAAAGUGAUAUCACCACCGUAAGCUCGAAGUCGGCUGCUAAGAAGAAAAGUGGCAAAAGCAAAGGUAAAAAGGGUAAAAAUGACGAUUGGAGCGAUGAUGAUGCCCCAGAGACCAUCAAUAUUGAGGAAUCGUUAUCGUCAAAAAAGAAAAAGGGAAAAGGAAAGAGCAAACGCGAUGAUAGCGAUGAUGACGAUGAACCGAUUGUAAUUGCCAAGAAAUCAAAUAAGAAGAAGAACAAAGGCAAAAAUAAGGAUUCCGAUGAUGAGGAUGAUGUAGCUAGUGAUGGUGCCAGUGAAGUGUCUUCGAAUGCUCCUACUAAGCAAUCGGCCAAAUUAAAGAAAAAGGGUAAGAAAGGCAAAAAAGACGACGACUGGCCUGAUGACGAUCAAGAUGAAGAGAGCAAACCAGCUCCGAAGAAAUCCGCCCAAAAGAAAGGCAAAAAGAACAAAAAGGAUGAUUGUUCCGACGAUAGUGCCGAUGAAGACAAAUUGGAUUUAGAUGUUGAGUCAGAGGAAGAGGCACCCGUUGCACAAAUCGCCAGUGCAAACAAGAAGAAAAACAAGAAAAACAAAAAGGCCACUGAAGUUGAGGAAGAAGAAGAACAACUUUUCAACGAAGACGAAUCGCUCGAUGAAGUUGAAGAAGCUGUUGCUGAGUCUUUGUCAAAAGUGAAACUAGACGAGCCAGCAGAGCAAAAGGAGCCGGAGCGUGAACCUGAAGUCGCCCCAGAGCCCCAGGCAGAACAACCAGAAGAAGCCGAUUCACCUAGCCCAGUGAAUGAUGAGGAUGACAUGAGUGAGAAGAGUGAGAAGAAAGAGAAACGCGUUACAAACAAGGAGAAGAAGAAGCUUAAAAAACAGCAAGACUACGAGAAACAAAUGGAAGCUCUCACGAAAAAAGGUGGCCAAGGCCAAUCGGAACUUGAUUCCAACUUUACAAUGUCGCAAGUGCAGAAGAGCGGUGGCCAAAAAGCAGCCCUGGAGCAUGCAGUCGACAUUAAAAUCGAAAAUUUUACCAUUUCAGCGAAAGGCAAUGAUUUGUUUGUCAAUGCAAAUUUACUGAUCGCAAACGGCAGACGUUAUGGUUUAGUUGGCCCAAAUGGUCACGGUAAGACUACACUAUUGCGUCACAUAGCGACACGCGCAUUCGCAAUUCCGCCAAAUAUCGAUGUAUUGCUCUGUGAACAAGAGGUGGUGGCCGAUGAUUACACUGCCGUCGAAACUAUACUCAAUGCCGAUGUAAAGCGCAGCAAACUCCUGGAACAAUGCAAAGAAUUGGAGACAAAAAUUGAAGCCGGUGACUUAGAUGUUCAAGAUGAAUUGAACGAUGUGUAUGCUGAAUUAAAGGCGAUCGGUGCCGAUUCAGCCGAACCACGAGCUCGUCGUAUUCUAGCUGGUUUGGGCUUCUCUAAAUCAAUGCAAAAUCGUGCAACUAAGAAUUUCUCUGGUGGUUGGAGAAUGAGAGUGUCAUUGGCACGAGCACUUUAUUUGGAACCAACACUUUUGAUGCUCGAUGAACCGACCAAUCACUUGGAUUUGAACGCUGUCAUUUGGCUUGAUAACUAUCUACAAGGAUGGAAGAAAACAUUGUUGAUUGUGUCUCACGACCAGAGUUUCUUGGACAAUGUGUGCAACGAAAUUAUCCAUUUAGACAAUAAAAAAUUAUACUAUUACAAAGGCAAUUAUUCAAUGUUUAAGAAAAUGUUUGUGCAAAAGCGGCGCGAACAAAACAAGGAGUUUGAAAAGCAGGAGAAACGUAUCAAGGAAUUGAAGGCACAUGGUCAAUCGAAGAAGGCGGCCGAAAAGAAACAAAAAGAAGUGCUGACGCGGAAACAGGAGAAGAAUCGCAGCAAAAAUCAAAAGAACGAUGACGAUGAUGCACCACAAGAAUUGCUCUCAAGACCGAAAGAUUAUGUUGUCAAGUUCCGAUUCCCCGAUCCACCUCCAUUACAGCCACCAAUUUUGGGAUUGCACAAUGUCACUUUCAAUUUCGACGGACAGCCACCGUUGUUUAUAAAAACGGAUUUUGGUAUUGACUUGAACAGUCGUAUUGCCAUCGUCGGCCCGAAUGGUGUGGGUAAAUCUACGUUUUUGAAAUUAUUAGUCGGUGACCUGGAACCAAAGAUUGGUGAACUUCGGAGAAACCAUCGUUUGCACAUCGGACGGUUCGAUCAGCAUUCAGGUGAACAUUUAACGGCUGAAGAAAGUGCCGCCGAAUAUUUACAACGUUUGUUUGAUUUACCACAUGAAAAGGCUCGCAAAGCGUUGGGAUCAUUUGGUUUAAUCAGUCAUGCGCAUACAAUUAAAAUGAAAGAUUUAUCUGGUGGUCAAAAGGCCCGUGUUGCUUUAGCUGAACUGUGCCUAAGCGCUCCAGAUGUGUUGAUUCUUGAUGAACCGACAAACAAUUUGGAUAUUGAAUCGAUUGAUGCAUUGGCCGAAGCCAUCAAUGAAUAUAAAGGUGGAGUAGUCAUCGUUAGUCACGACGAACGAUUGAUCCGAGAAACAGCGUGUACGCUCUACGUCAUAGAAGAACAAACCAUUAAUGAAAUCGAUGGAGACUUUGACGACUACCGUAAAGAAUUGCUGGAAAGUCUCGGUGAAGUUGUCAAUAAUCCAAGUAUUGUUGCCAAUGCGGCCGUUCUGCAGUGAUCAAUUCCUAUCACAAUAUUGGCUUAUCGAGAAAAAAAAAUCCAUUGUAAAAUACACUUUUCAAAUUCACUGUUGAUGAAAAAUAAAUUAAUUUUUGCUAAA
Molecule: messenger RNA, 3125 nt
Organism: Sitodiplosis mosellana (orange wheat blossom midge)
Lineage: Eukaryota; Metazoa; Arthropoda; Insecta; Diptera; Cecidomyiidae
Product: ATP-binding cassette sub-family F member 1
Exons: 6
Coding region: 294-3023 (909 amino acids)
Molecular function (GO): ATP binding; ATP hydrolysis activity
Source: RefSeq, a predicted model, not a curated record